AUGCUCCAUGGAAACCUGGGGUCUCCAUCUGCAACCCCCCCAGAGCUCGAAACGGCGAAAGGCCUCGUCAGCGGCGUGGCACAAGAAGUUGUUGUCGAGCCAAAUACAGAGACCUCCAAGGAGCAUGCCAGCCCGGUCUCUGCUGACAGGUCCCCGUAUAAGGUCAAGGAGGAGCCCCUCCGCAAGCCCAGGAAGACCAAGAUCAUUGCUAUUGCCAGUGCCUUGAAUUUUGGACACGAAGUCAACGAGGACAAGUUUCGAUAUUGA
This is a messenger RNA of Talaromyces atroroseus, 267 nucleotides long. RefSeq lists its product as hypothetical. NCBI's taxonomy places the organism in Eukaryota, Fungi, Ascomycota, Eurotiomycetes, Eurotiales, Trichocomaceae. The coding region runs from base 1 to 267 and encodes 88 amino acids. The record is from RefSeq and is a predicted model, not a curated record. The transcript has 2 exons.